CCGAAGAAAGCUGUGAGGAGUAUUCCGUGUCUGUUACUGUUGUAGUUUGGUCCUGUUGUUAUUUGAAAGCAUUGUGGCAAGGCAGUGAUCUUUCGAAACAUUUCCAUCUCCCAAAGUUCGUGUUUCUGAGGAAGGAAAUUAAGUUUUCGUGAAACAGAAUUUUCCAGUGAUGGCCGAUGUUGCGAAAACUGUGAAGGUUGUAAGUAACAGCAGCGCUUGUGGAGUGUCUUUGUGUGAACUAACAUCGAACAACAUUGAAGCAGAUUCCCUUGACAUUCAUAACAGAUCAUCCAGUAACCCAGAUUCGACUGAUCUAACACUGAACCUCCCUUCACCUGACGAGGAAACAAGUUUACAAGAACUAAUUGAAUCAGAGUUAGCUUUGCGUAAAGAAUUGAUAGAGUCUCAGUUCUCUCCCAGAUUCUCAAGUUAUGCAGAUACUGUGGGGGAAGUUGACGGUACAGACGCCAUUGGUGUGAAACAGAUAGACAGUUCCCCAGUGAAAUCCUCACCAACAAUUCUCUUUGCUGAGAAUUGUGAUGAAGCAGAUUAUGAAGCCCUUGAUGUGAAUACACAGUUCAUUUUGGCUGAAAGGAAUCAUUCAUUCCAGACUUUUACUGGAAAUGAUAUGUUCUUUUUCAAUACACUUGAUGACACGCAAAUGAAUGGAAUUGAUCCAUGCUUGAAAGAUGAACAAGACCUAGCAGAUCCAUUCCUUGAAGAAGAACCUAAUAUAGUUGAGUCAGAAAUUGAAAGCACACAAGAACCAAAUGAAAUAGAAACUUGCUCAAUAUCAUACCCAGAAGCUGUUGAUGAAUGCCUUCAUGAAUCAUCAGAAUCUGAUUGUGUAACAGACUCCUCAGUCUUGAAAGACGGAAUUGAUCAGAUUACGCUUUCAACAUUUGAUCCUUUCACUACAAUAGUUGACAGCAGCAAAUCCGAGCCAAUUGAUAACCCAGAUAUUGUUGAAACACCCUCGAGUGAGUGUGCAGAUUCUGACUUUAUUUGUAUACAAGCUGAUAUAAGCAAUGAUGAUCUCAUAAAUGGGACUGGUAGUAAAUCUGUUGGGGGGGUUCAUCCAUCACAAAAUUUGGAUGAAUCUUUAGGUGCCUGUGAUUAUGUCGAGACAAUGCCUGAGGAAGUCCUUCUGGAUGAGGGUAUUCCUACUAAUGAUGUUGUAAGUGUUAAUGUGAGUAACAGCAUGGAAGAGUUUGAGUGUGGUAGCAAUGGUCUUUUGCAGUCAGUAGGUCGUGUGGUUACUAAUGUGUUUGAUACUGUGGAUAUUGACGAUGAUGAAAUUCCUGUAACCCCCGAGGAAGCCACUUCUAAAGUAAUGGAAGAAUCGGUUAAUUAUAAGGUGAUUAUUCCAGAAAUUGAUAUAAUUCCACCUGAUGACAAUGAAAUAAGCGAAAGUGAACUAGUUUCAAAUGAAGAACUAAGUAUUGCCAGUGAUGGACAUGGUCCAGAAGUUGAGUUGACCAAUGGUUUAGCUGAAGAUGAGUUUGCGAAUUGGACAACAGUUGCUGAGGCUCUUGAAACUGAAGAGGAAACACGCCAGAUAUCAGAAAUUCCUGAAGACUUGGGCCCUGCUGAUACUGAUGUUCAUGUGCAUGCUGAUGAUAUAGUCCCAGAAGUGUGUUCUCCUAAAAACACUGACUCCUCAUACUCUGAUUCUGAGAAGAGUGAGUUCGUGAUGACAAAGACAGCUGAAAAGAAGACUAAAAAGAAGAAGAGUGAGGGAGAAGAUACCAUAAAAAUCAAGAAAACAAAGAAGACCAAAAAAUCUGAUCCAGAGAAAGAAAAUAUCUCUGUGGCAAACUCAGGACUAACUCAUGUGGGCAGUGUUACAAAUAAUGAGGUCGAAAUGUCUCCCAAAGAGUGCAUACAUGCAGAUGGAAAAAUUAUGGAUGAUGAUUUGUCCAGUGUUUCUGUCAAAGUAUUGAAGUCAACUUAUGCAAACCAGAAUCACGCUUGGCCUUCGAAGGAAAUGAUGAAAGAAAUAGAUGAAGAUAUUCAACUCUGUGGACCAAUUCAAUCACUGAAACAAACUUACUGUAACCAGGCACAGAAAACUUACAGAAAACAAGACAAUCCUGAAAAGAAGGAAGUCAUAGAGACUGGCAUCUCAAUUAAAGAACUUAGACGAAGUUUUGGUGACCUGAGCACUCUGUGUGACGAGGAAGAUGCGGAGGUAAGAGAUCAGGAUUGUGUCCUCAACGGUGUAGAUGUGAGAUCUCGCUAUCUGGGAGGCAUGUACAGCAUAUCAGAUUCUUUCCAAACUAACAGCAACUACAGUAGCAUGGACUUGAGAAAGAAACCAAUUGUUACACGUGUCUCUGUCAGGGCCCUUAGAGCCAAUUACUGCAACUUGGUGAACUUACCUGCUGAAAGUAAGCAGCAGCAGAAAUCCAGUUUCUCGAAAUUUGACCAGCUGAGCAAGAAGACUGUUCUCCAUGUCCGUUCUGUUGAUGCUGCCAAAGUUCAGAAGCAGUUUAAUCAGACUGCAGAAUCGGCCCCAGAACAGACAAGCAAUUGCAAGUCAUGUGGGAAGCAAGUUUUCCAGAUGGAGCAAGUGAAGGCUGAGCGUGCAGUUUGGCACAAAAACUGCUUUCGCUGUAAGGAGUGUAACAAGCAGCUCACUGUUGAUAUCUACAGCAGCCAUGAGGGCCAGGUAUACUGCAAACCUCAUUUUCGGGAACUUUUCAAGCCCAAAGCUGUCGUGGAUGAGGAUGCUGAGCUGCCUCGGCUACGAAAACCAGAACUGAUCAUCCGUGAAAAUCAACCAAUUGAAUUACCUCCUGAAGUAGUAAGAGCGUCAGACAAGCCUGAUCUGGGAUUGGAAGAAUUGAGUACUCUCAAUGUAAAAUCUCGAUACCAGGUGUUUGAGAAAUCUGAGACAACAGGUGGUUCUGAAUUGGAGCGGUCACCAAGCUCUGUCGGUGUGAAGCGGUCUCCCAGUAUUCUCAGCAAGCUGGCUAGGUUCCAAGCUAAGGGAAUGGAUAUUGGAGUAACAGAUGACUCUCUUAAUGGAAUUCCAUAUGAAGAAAGUUCAACCUCUAGUGAUGAAGAGGAAGAGGUUGAGGGAGAGGAAGGGGAAGCAGACAGAGAGCUGAUUCGCUCCAAUAGGAAACAACGUGAACGACCUGUCAGCUUCAGUAAGAUGGAGGAUAUCAAGUGUCGAUGGGAGAGUGGUCAGGCUGCAUGGCGGGAGGAGCAGCGACAGGAGAGGAAACAGGAGAUUCAGAAUAUUCGUUCAAGACUCUUCUUGGGUAAACAAGGGAAGAUGAAGGAAAUGUAUGAACAAGCUGUAAAGGAUAGUGAAAAUAUGACAACAAAGAAAGAAGUUGGUGUCCGUUCCGAGAAAGCUAAGAGCAUUAAGGAAAAAUUUGAACGUGGAGAAGUCCUGCCGGAUGACGAUGCUGCUGAAGAAGAUGAUCGCUCAAAGAAGGGCAUGGAAGAGGAUAUGAGUGUCUUUGAAGCAGGUAUAUCAAAGAAAUCGCGUAGCCUGUUCUUGGAGCUGGAUGCUACUGCUGUCAAAACUCAGCAACAGCAACAGCAGCAGCAGCCUCUGUUGUCUCCACUGAAAUCUCCACUAACUAAAGAUGACCCUCGAAGAAGAUUGAGAGAGACAGUUCUUCUCCGCCAACCCUCAGAAGACGUGGUGCGAUCUAGUGAUUUCAUUGAGGAUGUAAAAGUGGAAACAGCUGAAGUUAGCAACAAGUUUAAGUUCUUUGAAACUUACAAAGCACCUGAAAAAGAGAGGAAACAGUUCCGCAUCACUCCUCCCCGAGAAGGGCAGGUCAAGGUUAGCUCUCCUGAUCGUGAAAUCUACAGGGAUCCUGAUAUUGUACGCAGUGAAGAUAAGUUAGAGGAUGAUGAGGUGAUGAAGACAAACACAGCCAAGAAAAUGCUUUCUAUCUUCAGGCAGCUGGAAGAGAAUGCAUCCAAGGAAGACAUCCCAGAUGGACCAAAGCCCUUGAAGCGCUUCACACCCCCGCCAGAUUACAGACGAGAUUCUGGCUCAUCAGAAGAGGAAACAGAGUCUGAAGAGGAGGAUGAAGAUGAGGAAGAAGAAGAAGAAGAAGGUGAUGUGAACCCAAACAUCGUCAGGUCAUCAGACAAGAUUGAGGAUGAGUUCUUGAAACAGGCACAGAAUGCUGCCAGAGCAAAGGCACUAAGAGCAAAAUUUGAGCGUUGGGAGGAGAAGGAAAACAGAGCUAAUGCAAAUGCAGCAACAAAUGCCAGCCAUGCUGUUGGAAAUUUGAAUGGUUCACUUGAGCUCGAUCAGUCAUCUGAACACACAAGUAUCGACACUACAAAGUCACUCCGAGCCCGAUUUGAAUCUCUCAAGAACGAGUCACAACAACCGAAAGAGAGGAUUCCACGACCCAAGGUCAACAGAUUUGUUGAAAUCCAAACAACAUGUGCGGAAUUUUGUUCAUUUUGUGAAAAAAAAGUCUACCCACUUGAGAAGGUGGAAACAGGGGGCAAAUUGCUUCAUAAACAGUGCUUCAGGUGUCUCCAGUGUAACUGCAUACUGAGAAUGGAGACAUACACUUUGAACAAUGGCAAACUUUACUGCAUUCCUCACUUCAAACAGUUAUUUAUUGCGAAGGGAAACUAUGAGGAAGGUUUUGGCUUGGACCAACACAAACGCAAGUGGAGCAACAGGAAUAACAGUGAAGAUGAUCUUCUCAACAGCUUAAAUAGUAGCCCAGAGAACUAACAGACAGACGGAUACCAUACUUGAUCCUAGAUAACACUCAACCUCAUCACAUUUAGAUGUUAAAUAGUGGUUAUAGCAGAUGCAAAAGGUUGGUUAUAGGAGGAUGUGUUGCAUAUACAGUGACGUAUUUUAUAUAAUAUAAUGGAAGGAGCUUUUUGGGUGCAGGUAAAUGUUAGAAUGAAAAUUAACAAAACUUCCUUAUUUUAGGUGCAAGAUACAAAUUGAACUUCUGAGACAAAACCAGAGUAAUUCUAACCUAGAAAUGCAACACAUCUUCCUUGCAGAAUAAUGGGAUGCAAUUACUUUAAGGUAUACAUUUUUGCCUUAGGUAUGUCAUAUAUUUCAUGUGAAGUAGUGCAUGUAAAACGUGUGCUUGCUUUUCAAUAAGAUUUUUAUUUACACAUUUUUUAAUACUUUCUACAUGCAGGAUAUUGCAAAAAUAUUACUCAGAUUGUUUAUUGUUUUGAUGAACUAUUCUUUUAAACGCUGCUUAUGAAAAUUAGUUACUAGCAAUCAUUGGAGUAAUUCCAGCCCUUAAUAUUUUUGGGUUUUAUUGCCAUAUUCAAGUCAUCCAACUUAUGUGAUAGAUAUUUAUGCAUCCAGUUUACUGAUGCAGGGAAACAUAUUCUAUAUGAAAUAGACCUAUUAUAAAGCCAUUACUGAACUUGGAAAUAUUUUGUAAUAGAUUUAUUUGUAGUUGUUUACUGUCCACCAUGCAACAAUAACAAGAACUAAAAUUCAGUCCUUUUAAAAUUUGUCAUUGCGCUACAUGCUUCAGCCUAUUUGGCCAUCAUCAAGUAUGUUGAAAUUGGGUGCUACUGCCAUGGAUUGCCAUGUAUGACCUGCAAAAAGUUAGUACAUUUGCAGAUAGAACUUAUUUAUAUGUCACAAUUUUUGUUGUUAACAUCAAUGCUGUGCAUCAACAUUUGAAAUGCUAAUCACAAUUUAAUAUGUACUGGAAUAAUAUGAAAGUGAUUCUGCAUGAUGCAUGAUUUCAGAUGGAUAUUCUGUCCUACUCAAAACACAGGAGUCUGCUGUUGAAACGCUAUACAAUUGGAGUUCAUAAAAUUCUCUAACAGCAGUGAUUCUUGUUGAUUAUAUACAUUGAAUAGAUUUUGUCCAGUAAUGCUAAAGAAGGAUGUUUGUGAAAACCAUUAACCAGCAAGAAAACACAUGUACACAUAUUGAUGUAAGUUGUAUUAAAACUGAGAUUGUGAUAUUCUUUUCAUGAACUUGGGCAGGUGGGGAAUUGAAAUUCACUCGUAUGUAAAUGCAUGGUAAUUUGUAACAUAAUUUCCUAUCUAAGCUCAUUAAUUACCUUAGUCUUAUAUAUUCAGUACAUUCCUUUAGCUGUUUAUUUUUAGUCUUGCAGAUGUGGGGUAAUAUGUUGUGUUUAUAAUGGCAAAAUAUUUGCUUUUCAAAUACAGCCCUGAUAGUGUGUGUGUGAUAUUUAAUGUGAUUUUCAGACACAGGAAGUUGCAGUUUAUUCACAAAGGUGGUACUGAAAGAGUUAAAAUAAUUUUAUGUGUUUACCCCUUACCUAAAUUUGAAUAAGAAAUGUUUGAAGCCAUAGGAUUAAUUUCAAAGGCAUUUACUAACCUUCUGAUGUUUUUGUACCCCAGUAUUCAAAACUGUUUUAGAUAUGGUGACAAAAGUAAUGAUUUACAAAGUGUGCCUUUGUUACUGGCCCCUACAUCAUUUACAUUCUAAAUAUUUAUGACAAUCAGUUGAACUGUUUGUUGUGAAUUAGUAUUUGUUAUAUUAGCAAGAAUAACAGCACUUUUUUAUUAGAGUGUAAACUUUUCUAUAUUUGCCUAUCCUUCCAGAAGUAUUGAACAAUAUUGAGUUCAGAUAUGAGUGAGGUGGAAGUUCUUUUAAAAUAUAUGUGUUAGGAUGCUGCUUCUUUGAAGAUGUAAAUUUAAAGUCAACUAAACAUUUAUUUAUAACCAUGACCCUGAAAUUCUUUUUAUUUGUAUUUUAUGUAACAUUUUGUCUUUUAUAAUAGUAUUUAUGAACAAUAUUAGUAUUUAAAGGUAAAGUGAUAUUUCUUUCUAGAUAAAUUCCAAUUUUGUGAAUAUUUAUUCUGUAUUUACACCAAUAUAUUUUCAAGGUAAAGGAAUUUCCUGGAAACUGAAACUUUAUUACAGUUAUGACACAUGACUACUGUGUACUUGAUGGACAUUUAUAAAAUUUAGCAUAUUUUUGCAGUAAUAAAAGCAAUAAUUGUAUAUGUAAAUUAUUUGAAAAUGAACUGCUGAAGAAUCUUGUAUAUGUGUAUUAUCUGGUAAAAGGAGGCUAUUUCUGUGCCUUGUAAAACAUGGACAGAAGCCAUGACUGUUGUGUGUUCAUUCUUGACUUAGCAAUAAAUCCGUUAUAUGGAGGACUGAUGAUAAAUUCCGGAUGCUGUGAUCAGUAAUGAAGAAUUCCAUCUUAUUGCCAUAAAUUCUUUUGGCUGAGCUAUUGUUUCAUAUUGCAGAUGGAAGUUUCUUCAUAUUUUAUGUAGUGAAAUGAAACUGUAGAAGGGGAAGGAAAGAGUUUUCUGUUUGGUUUUAGAAAGUUCUGCAAUAUUUCACCUUUUAGAACACUUCUUUUAGCUAUUAGCUGGUACUGUUCUGAUGGAGUUGCAAGGAUAGUGUCAAUAUACUGGGAAUAGUAAAGGAUUCUUGACCACUCAAAUGAGAGUUGUGAAUUGUUUUUCAUGGUACUCUGAGUUGGAAAACAAAGCACAUAAUUUCAGUGUCAUCCCUGGACUAGAGACGUGGUUACUGGUUGAACAAUAUGAGAUAUUUAGUCAAGAAAUAUUACAGUUAAAAGAGUGCUCGAGUAUAAUGAAAGAUCAUUUGGAUUUCAUCUUGCCAUUUGUUUAUUUACUUUAUAGAAAUAGUCAGUUUAAUUGUUUUUUGUUGAGUAGAAUUUUAAUCUGUCACACAUUUGCAUCCAUAUGUAAAUUAAUAAAACAUAAUAUUGUCGGGUGUUGCCUAUGUAACGCGACAAAUAAAUUCUCAGGUUUCGCGAAUAUUUAUUGGACGCUCACUUCUACACAUUCAAGUACCAUUAUUCACAGUCACAGUUAUUAUUUUGAAGCCAGCUGUAGACUGACUUCUACAAGCUUCAAAUGUUCUUAGCAACCUCUAGAACUCAACUAAAAACCUGACUGGUCUUGUUGAAGCUGGACUUUUAUAACCUGGUCUCGGACGGAAUAUAGUGCUUAAGGUAUUCCUUGGCAACAACCCACUGGUAUUGCAUUCCCAAGGAAGUAUACAUUCUGGAUUCCUGGUGGCACAUGACAAUAUAUAUCCCUAUAUCUUAACCUAAUAUUCUUUUGUGAAACAUGUUCUUCUAUUCAUCUUUUUCACUAAAGUUUUCUCCAACUAACAGAUAGUGAAAGGGUAUAUAACUUGAAUGGUGCUAUAGUGCAGAAUAUUAAUAGUAUAUUAAUAUAUAGAGAGUUUUUUUUUAACUGAGGAUGAACAGUUUUGCAGUUCUAGAAAGAACUUUAAUUCACUUGGGAACUAAUGGCCAAAUGACAAGUGAAUUUUAUUGUGUGUGUGUGUGUCUAGUUUGAUGAAUAUUACAGAGUUGAGAAUCUCUUAAGUGCAAAUGUAUGGAAUACAGCAUGUAAGCAAUUCUGGCUAUUUAGAUUUAAUUUUGCCUGCUCUCUACAGCUGUGCCAAGUUUUAAUCUCAUGGUAUUUCUCAGCUUUUAAUUUCUGAAACCUUAACACAGUUUCCUUGGAAAAGUGCUGAUAUCCAGUCAAUUUCUGACUAGUGUCAGAUGUGUGACGU
Messenger RNA from Cryptotermes secundus, 8511 nucleotides. Its product is annotated as eukaryotic translation initiation factor 5B. NCBI's taxonomy places the organism in Eukaryota, Metazoa, Arthropoda, Insecta, Blattodea, Kalotermitidae. Gene Ontology annotation, molecular function: actin filament binding. The coding region runs from base 170 to 4726 and encodes 1518 amino acids. The transcript has 24 exons. Gene Ontology annotation, biological process: actin filament bundle assembly. Gene Ontology annotation, cellular component: plasma membrane; actin cytoskeleton. The record is from RefSeq and is a predicted model, not a curated record.